AGGAGAGACCGAGAUGUCUGGUUGUGAGGGUGAGAGCGAGCAUGAUGACGACCACCUGAUCGUCUACCUGCCCAGGAGUGAGGGUGUGGUACAGAGGGAGGCUGGCUGGCUGGCUGGAGCACUCAGAGAUGCUGGAGCUAGCAUCAUCAUUCCUCAGCACCCCGCUAUCAACGCUCUGGUAGGAUGGUCACAGGCGGUGCGCGAGGCACUGAAGGAUGUGGGAGUCCAGUCGUUGUCGCAGCUGGCUGAGGAACUACGCCGGAAGACCCAACUGAGGAGGCAGCACCACGUACAGCUGGAUUCCAGGGUCUUCCACGUGCUGGACGACGAGUCCAGCGUGGGCAGUAAGGGACUCCACCUCGACGUGAGGGAGGGGAAGUAUCAGCUGAGGGCGGCACGACACGUCCCCUGCCUCCUCCUAGCCGCGCCCACCAGCCCACACGCCCGCGCUCUCCUGCUGGCUCUCUCUGACUACCUGACGCAGCAGCACUUGCCCGGGCGAGGCUGCCUUCACUGCCCUGCUCUGGGUGAGAGAAUUUACCUGAAGGACACGGAGACGGUGGUAGUGGGCGUGUGGGUGCGCCACGCCCACCCCUUCCUCAACGCCACACUCCACGCCCUCCUCGCUCACGGCAUACACCCUCAGCACGUCCACUUCUACAUCCACAACCAGGUGGAGGAGUACGGAGAGAUAGUUGAAGGUUUCAUGGCUGGUCUGCGCCCUAAGGUGAAGCAAGUGACGCUCUUUCAACCCCGAGACGUCACAAGCGAGGGGCAGGUCCGAAACUUGCUUCUAGAGGAGUGUUUAAGACUCGGGUGUAAGUGGUACCUUCACGUGGACUCAACUGCCUAUCUUAACCCAAAUAUACCGGCUGUGUUGCUCAGCCUUGAACACCCGGUGCUAGCACCCGCUCUCAGAGCAAAGAAUGGGGAGGAAGCGACGUUUUGGCGAGAACUGGAGAGUGAGAGCAGUCGUCCCGGCUACUCUUGGGACCACACCCACCUGAUGAACGACCAGCUUGAUGCAAGAGGCUUCUGGCAUGCUUCUUGCAUCCGAUGGGUGUACGCAGUCCGUCGCGACGUGCUGGAGCGUCUCGUCUCACCUUACACCUACGACUCUCCCAAGACUCACUCGCAACCAGACCCUGACCUGGCCUUCUGCAGCGCCCUGAGGGAGGCUGGUGUGCCCAUGGUGGUGACGACGGUUGUGCCCAACACCGGAGCUGUGAUCAAUAGUACCAACCAUAACGUUAACACUCCCGAUCUUCUUACAUACGUGUCCAAUCCUCUGUUGUGGAACCUGAUGUAUGUGAAUCCUUCCUGGACUGACAUCAUGAAGGGAAAUUUUUCCAAGAUUACGAGGGAUCCAAGGAAGAAGACCGGCAUGGAGGAAGUUCCGACAGUGGACCAGUGGACCUCUCAUUUGGGACUGGACCACUUGAUAAAGAGGCUCUUUGAUGAUAUCUUCCAGAACCAACUUAUACUCUCCUUCCCGUAUAGUCUGAAGGGAGCGAUAGUGUUGUCGCUGGUGGCCAGGUUCCAGGCGGGCGAGGUGGCUGGCUUGUCCCACCAUCAUGAUGCCUCUGCUAGUACCUUCCACAUACGCCUCACUCCCUCGCAUCUCUACCAGGGUGGUGAGCUGGAGUUCCCAAAGCAGAAGUGCAGGCUGAAGCCUGAGGUCGGUGAUGUGCUAACGUUUCCCGGCCGCCUCACCCAUCCUAAAAUCCUCCACAAUGUCACUACUGGCACCCUCCACAAGAUGAUCUUCCACAUUGAUUCUCUUAGUACCCAAACUGAUCACUGUUAAUUACUGGUAGCUUUUCAUGAUAAAUGAAAGUGUUUUGUCAGUUUUACCUUAAUCCAUUUUUAACCUGAGGUAACAUAUGCACCUUGAUAUGUUCUGGUUGAUUUUAUAGUUACAGAUUUCUCACUUAUUAUACUCAUAGUGAAGUACUAAAUUCAGAAGGGUCAAAAAAAGCCAGUAAUUAGUGACAAAUGUAGCCUCAUUUGAUAUUGUUUGGUGGGUGAGGUCAAGUGGUUCAUAUAUUUGUCACUGCUUCAAGAUUCUCUACAUUUUACCUCCAGCCUAGAUGAGUUCCAAAAGAUUAUGUACAGUAGUAAAAAUUACAGGAGUACAGAGGCUAAAAGUAAGUGCAUUGCUAUAAAUACUGGUGAUUAGUUUAUGGUAAACUGAUGCUGGCAAGAAAUCAGCUGCUACCACCCAAGUUUUUGAUCUACGUACCUAAUAUAAGUGUAUUACAUUCAUGAUAAUGACAGUGCUUGGCAUUUGACUCCUUCCACUGCUGCUAGGUUAUCUUGCUCUAAUAAUGGAGGAAUUGGAAGAUUUUCAGUUUCAAAUGAAUAUCAAAAGCAAUGAAAUAUGCUUCUCAGUAAGCUGUUUAUUCAGAAGAAAACAGAUUAUGUAUGCAGGAGGUAGAGGAGUUCAAACUUUGAAAACUUCAGACUUAGUAAAGAAUGGUUGGAAUAAUUUAAGAAGCAUUAUAACUUUAAUAAACCUUUAUUCAAUGGUGAUGCUUUGAGUGCUGAUACUGAGGCAGCUGUCUCAUGUCAGGUUAUUUAAAAAAAUCACAGAGAAUAUUGAGUGUUGAUGAAAAAGGGCUCUUCUGGAAGAGGAUGCUUUGAAAUAUAUUUAUGGGUAGUACAGUACCCAGGGAAUAAGAUAUAAUCAACCUUUAGUCAAAGGAGACAACUCCAAUUCCUUUGAUUAACAGCCUUCACCAGCAUCAUGGCACCCUUCCUUAAAGGAAGGUUGUUGUGAAAAUUGCUCCAAUAUGUAAGGUAGCCAUGAAGCAUAAAAACUAAUCAACAGUUUUCUAGUUAUGUGAACAAAAUAUUGCUAUAUUUGCCAAUUCUAAAUUCACAGACCUCUAAGAACACAACCUGCUUGAAUUUUGAGGUCUGACUGUACAGUGCUAUUUCAAACUCUAUUCCAGAGCAAAAUUAUUCCUUUCUCUGCACACAUCCAAGCAACCAUUCUUGACAGAUGUCCAUGAAGCUUGCAACUUUAAAUAAUGGAGAAGUUUGUACGUGGCAUAUAUUUUGUAGAUAUUAAGAAAAUAAAUUCUUUCCCAACAGAUUCAACUCUAUUAUAGGUAGCAGGUCAAUUAAUAUGAAUAAAACACUCUUCUUGUAAAUUUUAUAUGUAUACUGGCUACUGAACCAAAACUAAGGUAUUGUAUAAAAAAUUACUAAACUUUUUUAUUCUCAAUUUGAGAAAUAUCUAAAAAAGAAAUAUUCAGAAAAUAAUUUGAAUAUUUCCUGUAAUUCAUAACAGAUUAAAAUUACAUGUAGGCAAUUAAACAAAUAACAUUCAUGUUUUCAAAUAUGCAUGUAUAAACAAUAUAAAACCAAAACAAAA
Cherax quadricarinatus is the source of this 3379-nucleotide messenger RNA. The record is from RefSeq and is a predicted model, not a curated record. NCBI's taxonomy places the organism in Eukaryota, Metazoa, Arthropoda, Malacostraca, Decapoda, Parastacidae.